Messenger RNA from Volvox carteri f. nagariensis, 933 nucleotides. RefSeq lists its product as uncharacterized. The record is from RefSeq and is a predicted model, not a curated record. The coding region runs from base 1 to 933 and encodes 310 amino acids. Gene Ontology annotation, molecular function: protein binding. The transcript is spliced from 4 exons. NCBI's taxonomy places the organism in Eukaryota, Viridiplantae, Chlorophyta, Chlorophyceae, Chlamydomonadales, Volvocaceae. Gene Ontology annotation, cellular component: extracellular region. Gene Ontology annotation, biological process: proteolysis.
AUGCCUGCACUAUGUAUGUCCUUGCUUCGACUGUUCAGGCGGCCAGCAGGCAAGGGCUUCACUUACAUACAUACAGCCGCGGCCGCGGCCUUAUCAUACGGCUAUCUAGCAAUGGGUGACCAGUCCACGUCUCGUCAUGUGUCGCUCUCACGACCACUGCCGUCAUCGCCACCACCCCCUCCCCCACCACCCUUCAACAACAUCGCCAUCGGGAAGACCGUAUACGGGUCAACCCAGUUUUCCAGCCAAUACGCUCCUGUCAAUGCCAUUGAUGGAAUCAUUCCCCCAGCAGGCAGCAACAGCAGCACCUUCAUCAGCGGCAUCGGUAAAGGCGAAUGGCUAGUGAUCGACUUUGGUGAAGCGAUGACCAUCUCCAGUAUAGCUCUAUACCACCGCAGAGACUGCUGCGGCCAUGAGGUGGUGAAUGCUGAGUUCAGCCUUGGAGGUGUCGCCAUUAUCCCAUCGGAUCCGACCAACUACUUUUAUAAUUACCGUCUCGAUAAUGCAUCAUCCGGACCUGGCACGACUGGCGGCGUAAUCCUCCUUAACCUCAACCCGCCUAGGACCGGUCGCACUCUUUUGGUUCGGAACCACAAUUUCAACCUAACCCCUAUAGCGAUUGCGGAGCUUCAGGUUUACGGCAUGCCUGCAGCUUGCACGCUCCAGGUUCUGUACGGCGCUGGGUACGGUUUCGACUCCUCCACGCUGUCCACCAGUGACCAGCCCGACGAAGCGGCCUGCUGUCAGGCCUGCUACAGCAGCCCCACCUGCCGCUACUGGGACUAUGUUCGCAGUAGCCGUGUGUGCCGCCUCAAGACCGACCAAGGGCAGUCAGGGCAGCUCAUCCCUGGAUUCUUCUACCCACAUCAAGACCGGGUAGCGGGCGCGAAGAGGGGUAUGUGCAUAUGUAUGUACGUGUGGCGGUUAAUCUAG